AUGAUUGAGCAUACUUACUUCGAGGAAUAUCCAAACUUGUCCAUAGAGGAACGGUUGUCGUUCUUGAAAACAGUAUCGACUUCAAUUGUCUCCAACGACCUCCAAAAACGAGCCAUAUUGAAUAACCAUACUGUCUUUUUGAGAAAGCUAUUGGAUGACCUAUUAUCAACAGCUGACAGCCAAGAGCACGCAGAUCAAUUAGUUAACUAUUCUUUGCUAAUCUUGAACUCAUUGAUUUAUCUUACAUAUGAUGCUUUACCAAUAUUUUCGAGAUUGAAUGCCAUUUCUUACUUGAUUCGCAACGCUACUUUGUUGACAUCUCAAUUAUCUGGAUCCUCACUGCUGCAGAUAAUCUUGAAGAAUCUAUCUUGGAACUUCAAGGCGUUCGCAAAAAUAUUAUUCUAUACCGAUGAUUCUGACUUGGUGUACACCGUCAAUGAUGAUUUCAUCGAUCUGGUUGUAUUGUUAAUGGCUUAUUCACCUAGCCCAUCAGCAAGCGGGGCGUCUUUAUUGGACAUCCAAGAAUCAUAUAAUUCAUGCCUUUUCAAUCUAUUCAACGUCCUAUCAAUUUUGGCUAAUAUUUCAGACUCCAUGAAAAUAAAAAUGUACCCCUACCUACUCAAAAAGGUUCUUAUCGAAACUUACCCAAUUUUGGACUCCUUAAUCAAUCCCUCGUUACCUACAACAACCCCGUCAUUAACAAUAGGCCAAAUAUUGUCUAAUAUUAACAAGGGAGACUCGAUAAGGCUUGAACACAUAGAUAACCUUGACUUUAUAAACUUGAAUAACAAAUUGAUCAACAGAUUGGACACCAAAUACCCUUCAUUCAAAAACUUUUAUUUCUCCAAUACUUUACCUGAACACUGUCCAAUUAAUUUGUCGUUGAUACCAAUUUUUUUACCAUCGAUGUUUUAUUCAUUUGCAAAUAUGUUGGACAUAAAAGACCCUCAAGAUUUAAUUCGUCUCCUUAACGAAAAUGAUUCGUCAAACUCACAUGGCAAUCUCAUCUUACCAAAAAAUUUAUACUUUGUGCUCUGUGGAUUUUUGAAUUCAAGCAAUUCUCAUAUCAAAUUGAGUUCGAUGAAUAUUUUGCAAAAAUAUUGCUUGAAUUAUGUUAACCAUUUACAAUUUCAAAUUGAUGAAGAAUCAUCAUCUUCUGCUAAUAUUGUGAAUAAUAAAAUCAUCUUUCACACAGUUUCGAAAUACUUGCCAUAUUUGAUGAAUGUUUUCCACCCAAAUGAUGAUGGUGCAAAAACCUCGGCUGUGAACGUUGAAUCGGCGCAAUCCCAUAGAUUUUCUAAUGAUAUUCCAAUUUCUAAGAAUCAAAAGCCUCUGGAUUUGGUUUUACAAGUAUGCAAGUUCAGCUCAACUAACUUGGAUAUUGAUCCUGCAAACCAGUUUUACGAGAUGAUUUUAAAAAAAUUGCAGAAUUACAAUGUUCUAAAGAUUGUGACUGAUAAAUUAUUGCAUUUGCUUAUUCAUAAACUCAUUAAAACUUUCGAAAGAAAUUAUAUUGACGAAACUUUAACUUCUUCAAAGCACAAGAAACAUAAAUCAAAUUCACCUGAAUGUAUUGGGGCACUUCAUAUCUCUCAUAGUGAAAAAAAGCUUAUAAGCUUUUCUAAAUCCAAUUUAUAUUUCACAGACAUUGCCUCCUUUGAAGCAAUCAGUGAUGCAAAUUUUUUAUUCAAAUAUGCUUCAAUUGAUGACUUGGAAUUGUUUUUGAACUGUUUUGAAAUUUUGAAUUGCUUUAUGUCCAUCAAGAAUAACAACGUAUACAAGAAGUUUGCAUUAAAUCAAUUAUUGAGCAUUGGGAAUGAGCCUAAAGUUCAUGAAAAUGCGAAAACUAUCGGAUCACUACAUGGUUCUAGAAGUUUUGGCAACGACAACACUAAUGUUGAUGGGAAUGUGUCAUAUGGAUACAGGACCUAUUUGAAUAAUUUAAAUUUGAUUGUGGUGAAUGUUUUGGCUCUUCAAUUGCGCGUUUGUGGAAGGAUAGAGAAGUUGGUGUGCUCUUCUAAGAAUAAUGGAAAGAAGGGGGUUAUUAAACUAUUGGACUAUUUGAGCAAGAAUUUUUAUAAGAAUCUACUCAUCAACAAAUUAGCUCAAAGCUUGGUGAACUUUUUGAAAUUUCUAUCAACUGAUAUUUUGUUACUACGGUCUUUCUUUGUCAUCAAUUUUAAUAAAGAGUUGGUCAUUGACUUGAUGAUAAGAAUUAAUAAGUUUUCAUUGGAAGAUAUUAUCAGGAGCUUUAAUGGAAUGGAUUCCUGUGAGAAGAUUAAUGAAUAUGAUAAUUGUCUAAACAUUCUGAUCACUGAUCUUAUGUCCAAGAUUCUCAAUGGUCCAGAAAAAAAUUCGCGAAGUUCACUACAACAGCAAAUUUCAAAAGCAGUUAUCAUUUCUAUAAGGAAUUUUGAAAAUUUCAAAACGAUUUUGAGGUCAAUUAUUGAAACAAAGACACUUGUAUGCUUGUUAUUUGCCAAUUUGAGCCUAGAAUUUUCUCCAAUUCAACAAUAUCUUUUAAGUUUGACAAUCGAAAAGCAAGACGGAAAAUUAGUUAUAAGGAACCAUGCAAUACCAUUCAAAGAUACCAGUAAAAACGUUUUAAUUGAUAUGAUUGCCACUAACAUAUCUGGCAUAUAUACUAGUGAUCCAGAUGAAACAGCUGCUAUUAGGAAUUAUGAUGAGUUUUCAUUUGUUAAUUACAUUUUUUGCAAUUCUAUGAGUUGCUUCGGAAAUAAAUCAAACUUGGAAAAACUCGAUUUUAUUGAAGAUUGCUUUGACUAUAGUAAUAAUUCCCAGGAAGCUUUCAGAAUUGUUAAUUUGGGAUCUGGCCUGCCAAAUGUUUGGAACAUUGAUAUUAAUAAUUUUAAUUAUUGCAAAUUUGAAGAAUUCAUAAAUGGCAGUGUUUCUAAGGACAUUUCAUUAAAAGUGGGCUACACGACUCUCGUUAAUUUUGUGUCUAUUUAUUCUUUGAAGCACGCAACUUUGAUGAUUCUUAAAAACUUGUUAUAUGAAUCUCCCAUGAAUUUGAAGACAGAUUUUGUGUUGAAAAAUUUGCAAUUCAAGAAUAUUUUGAAACCAUUAAUGGUGGACUGUGUUUUGGCUACGAGUCCGCUGGUGAUGAAUAGGUCUGGCUACACCAACACUCCUAAGAUCAAGGGGUUUGUUUUAGAUUAUAAGACUGAGUUGGUUAAUAUAGUUAGAAACUUGAUAUCCGAUUUGCCUAGGAUCAUUGGAGUUUUAAGCUUUAACAUUCGCGAAAGUGGUCCUUGUGUUAACGAUGAAAUUUUGGAUGGUGAAAUGGAGGAAUUUUUCAUGGACUUAACAUUGAAACACUUGACAUUAUCAAAUAUUAUUGAAAAACCAAAACUCGUGACGAAUAUUUUAUUCGUUAUCAAUAAUUUAUUAACCUUGAAUGAAACUUUUAGAAAUAUUGUCAUUUCCAAUGAAAUUUUAAUGAAAAGAUUGAAAUUGAUAUUGGAUUUGAGUAUGCAGGGGACUUUUGGUGAAGAUGUUUUUGAAAUAGAUGAAGCUAGUUUGAACACGUUUGUGGAUAUAGAUAUGGAAGUGUUGCAUAAUCUUGGUAUCAAGGGUGCUGAUAUUUUCGCUGAAGAUUUAUCAAUGUCAAUGAAGGAUGAUUUCAUCAAGAAAUUUUCUGAGAAUCUAGUCGGCAUGUAUGAGCAAACCAUGAAACAGAACACUGGUGGGAAUUAUUAUCCGCAUCAUCAUAAUGUUGAUUUCUUCAAUAUUAAAUUGGCGUGCGUUUGGAUAGUGAUCAAUUUGAUAUGGGACCAAGAUGAUCCCGAUGUUGAUGGUAUCAAGAAAAAAAAUCAACAUGGUGAUAUUUUUGAAACAGGUUCCAAGCAACCAAUGAGUGGAUUUUUUAACUCUAGAGAUUCGAUGACAAUUGUCGAUCGAUAUAAGAAGCUUGUUGCAUUGGGGUUCUAUGAAUCAGUCCAAAAUUUAGAGAAAUCAGAGAUGUUGGACCUUAAACAGAGAGCAUCUGCAGCGGUGAAGAACUUUGAUACUAUUAAAAGUGAAUUGGAGAGUUUGGGAGCUCUGCUUGUUUGA
Messenger RNA from Saccharomycopsis crataegensis, 4074 nucleotides. RefSeq lists its product as uncharacterized. Gene Ontology annotation, cellular component: GID complex. The record is from RefSeq and is a predicted model, not a curated record. Bases 1 to 4074 code for a protein of 1357 amino acids. Lineage: Eukaryota; Fungi; Ascomycota; Saccharomycetes; Ascoideales; Saccharomycopsidaceae. The transcript has a single exon. Gene Ontology annotation, biological process: proteasome-mediated ubiquitin-dependent protein catabolic process.